This is a messenger RNA of Gilbertella persicaria, 972 nucleotides long. Its product is annotated as anthranilate phosphoribosyltransferase. Bases 1 to 972 code for a protein of 323 amino acids. Gene Ontology annotation, cellular component: cytosol. The record is from RefSeq and is a predicted model, not a curated record. The transcript has 3 exons. Gene Ontology annotation, biological process: L-tryptophan biosynthetic process. Gene Ontology annotation, molecular function: anthranilate phosphoribosyltransferase activity. Lineage: Eukaryota; Fungi; Mucoromycota; Mucoromycetes; Mucorales; Choanephoraceae.
AUGUCAGGCACAGCUACACCCAGUCAAAUAUCUGCUUUCUUGAUUUCACUUAAAUUACAGCAUAAAGACAAAGAUCCUCAUAUCGUGGCUGCCUGUGCAACUGCCAUGCGUAGUCAUGCACGACUUGUUCCUUAUGAAGGUUAUGAAUCACUCAAUGGCCAUGUCGUAGAUAUUGUAGGCACAGGUGGUGAUGGACACGACACUUACAAUGUGUCUACCACAGCUUCUGUUGUAGCUGCUGGUGCUGGUGCUAAAGUAGCCAAGCAUGGUAAUCGUGCUGCUUCUUCUAAAUCUGGAUCUGCUGAUCUGAUGGAAGCCCAUGGCUGUCACAUUGCCCUUGUUGAACCUGAACAAGUGGCUGGUAUUCUCGACCGUACUAAUUUCUGCUUCUUGUUCUCUCAAACAUACCAUCCUGCCAUGAAGCAUGUGGCUUCUUUGAGAAAAGAAAUUGCAGUCCCUACCGUCUUUAAUCUGUUGGGUCCUAUGAGCAACCCUGCUAAACCAGGACGUGUGGUUGUGGGAGUUCAUUCUCCAGAAAUUGGUUCUUUAAUGGCCAAUGCUCUCAAAUUAACAGGCGUUCAAGAAGCCUUGGUUGUGUGUGGUACUGAAAAACUAGAUGAAAUCAGUCCUGCUGGUGAGACCAAUUACUGGAGAAUUCAUCCUUCUGGGGAAAUCACGACAGGCACUUUACAUCCCACACGCGACUUUGGACUCCCUACACAUCCUUUAAAUCAAGUGAAAGGAGGCGACUGCCAUGAAAAUGCAGACAUCCUCAAGAGACUAUUAGACAAUGAAUUAGAGGAGAAUCAUCCUAUUUUAGACUUUGUCUUGUUAAAUGCAGCUGCUUUAUUGGUUGUGGCUGGUAUUGCUCAAGACUUUAAGGAAGGUGUCCAAAAAGCAAAAGAAUCCAUUCGUUCAGGCAAUGCAAGACAUGUAUUGGAUUCCUUUAGACAAGAGACUUGCAAUCAAUAA